AUGUUGUCGGUACCGAUAACGGCAAACAAAUCCUUCUUAAUCAAGUUAAUAUCAUCUUUGCUUACCAAAGCCAAGACCGCUAUGGAAACAUCUUCGUUGAUGAUUUUCUGUAGAAGCAACUUGUACUUAUUGACAUUGUACUGCCGGAUCUUAACAGAUACAUCACCAAUGUAUUUGAACAUAUCCGUAAGUAGCAUCAUCGGAUCAUCAUUUACAAAGCAACGCACCUCCUCGGUUAGGCUAUCAGCUACUGAUACAGACACCGGAAUGUGUUCGUUCGUGAAGACAGUAUUCUCCCCGUGUUGA
Molecule: messenger RNA, 306 nt
Organism: Phytophthora sojae
Lineage: Eukaryota; Oomycota; Peronosporomycetes; Peronosporales; Peronosporaceae
Exons: 4
Coding region: 1-306 (101 amino acids)
Source: RefSeq, a predicted model, not a curated record